Messenger RNA from Geodia barretti, 750 nucleotides. NCBI's taxonomy places the organism in Eukaryota, Metazoa, Porifera, Demospongiae, Tetractinellida, Geodiidae. The record is from the annotation of a GenBank genome assembly.
AUGGUAGACGUGGCAAGGCUACUAUCAGCAAAAGGCAAUGCUGUUCAGAAUGCAUUUCAGACCACUGCUAAAUUGGAGCGGGAUUACAACGAGGGAUAUGGACUCAAUCUUCUUGAUUGGGAUAUGGGCGCGCUUUCCGAGGCGGAAAUCGCAAUUUUGCUCCUGAACCUCAUGGUGAACGAGGUGAUCGCAUGGCGGAAGGAGACUGGACGUGCUACACCUGAAACCGAGCAGCUUGUCCAAACGCUUGAUGAAGUAGAUACACGUCUUAGGCAGACGCUCAAGCAGACGCGUGGUGUCUCUACACCUUCUCCGACGUUGUUUCCAGACCUUCUCGCCGAAAGCGAACGCGAUUUGGAGAAAAUUCAGAAUGAAUGUGAUGCUUAUCUUCAACGCUUUGCCAGUAAGUUGAUCGAACAGGAAAAAGAACACGCAGAGAAAAUUGAGGUGCUUAUCUUUAAAAAAUUCCUCAUUGAGUUUAUCCGAGAUUUUCUCUUCGUUGAGGUCGCAGAGAGUACGCGCGGGAAUGAGUUACCCGAGCGUCUCAAUUGGUUCUUGAAUCUCGUUGAUUCUGAAAUCAUCUCGAUUGAAGUCGGAGAAACGAAGGUUUCACCGAACCAUCACAAAGUCAAGGGUGCAAGUUCUUGCGAGUUUGAAGCAGGGACGAUUGUUGAAGUUGUCACGGCUGGAUUGCAGUCCAAGGAUGGAAAACGCGUCAGUCAAAUGGCUGUUGUCAUUGAAGCGGAGUAG